Molecule: messenger RNA, 1535 nt
Organism: Klebsormidium nitens
Lineage: Eukaryota; Viridiplantae; Streptophyta; Klebsormidiophyceae; Klebsormidiales; Klebsormidiaceae
Source: the annotation of a GenBank genome assembly
CUCUUAUAUAGGCGUGGAUCGUUGACAGGGAUGCCGCUUUCUCCUUCACGUGAAUACAUAGAUGUUGACGCCAGAGGUUUUUAACCUUCGGUUUUCGUCAUAACCAGAUCAGGUUAACUAACGCCAUAUAGUUGCCAGGCAGUCUGACUCUGAGCAGAGUUGAAGGUGAACUUAGGUAAAGACUGAAGUAGAGUUGGCAAGCGUCGCUUUUGUGAGCAGGUAGCAUGGCCGAUCCUGCCCCCUGGUCCAACGAGAUCUCUGCGAGGGAGUGGAUUGACAGAGGCGGGGCGCAGGUCGUACUUGGGGUUGACGGCGGAGGCACCAAUACUUCGUGUGUCGUGAUGGAAUGUGCAGAGCCAAAAAGCGGGUCAGAUUCUGUCGCUUGUGGGAAUGUGCUGGGAGGGGGAUCAGCUGGGAGCUCAAAUUACCACAGCGUUGGGGAGGAGACGGCUCACAGGGCAAUCGAGGCGGCAAUUGCAAAGGCGCUCUCCGCAGCUCGAGUCCCAAGGGCAGCCGUGCAACGAGUCUGCAUGGGGAUGUCAGGAGUGGACAGGCCAUCUGACAUCGAGCUCGUCUUAGGAUGGAUAAGGUCGAUUUUUCCGGACCCUACUGUUGACGUGUCAGUCCAUAACGAUGCCAUAGCCGCUCUGGCCACGGGGACUGGCGGGAAGCUUCACGGCUGCGUGCUUAUAGCGGGGACGGGGACGAUAGCCUAUGGUGUUGCGGAAGAUGGGAGAACGUGUCGUGCUGCGGGGGCGGGGCCAGCUCUGGGGGACCGGGGGAGCGGCCACGCUAUUGCGUCCGAAGCACUGUCCGCAGUGAUGCGGGCGGACGACGGACGGGGCCCCGAGACGAAGUUGACGGGCGCAAUCCUCGCGAAGCUGGGGCUUUCGAAACCAGAGGAUCUUAUAGGUUGGGCCUAUAAGGACCACUCGUGGGCUCGCGUCGCCGCUUUGGUUCCCGUCGUGAAAGACACGGCCGCAGCGGGAGACGCGGUCGCACUGCGGAUCUUAGAAGAGGCUGUGGAAGAGCUGGCGAGCACCGUCGAGGCGGUUGUGAGGCGGCUGAAACUAGGAGGCGAAGAUGGUACCGCGUCAUUUCCCUUGGUUCUGGUAGGAGGCGUGUUGUCGGACGGCAGUUUCGUGGCCGAGAAAGUGACCAGGAAGCUUACAGAAAAAUACCCCCAUGCGAAAGCAGUCAUAUCAAAGCAGGACCCGGCUGUUGGGGCUGCAAUGCUUGCAUGGCAAGACCACACGAAACGCAUGUCGUCAAACAAGUAGAAUAACAGAAAAAAAUUGGUUAUGUUGGUCGCAAUCGGCGCAGUUUAUCCCGCUUGUCUACGUUGUCCUGAUCGAAACGCUUCUUGUCAUUUAUGUGUAUGGUAAACGAUCUGCACUGAGUCUAGGUCUUUGUUCUCGGGCCCACCUAGCUGAGAGGCUGCCAACAAAAGUACAACACCAUCUACAUUCUCUCUAUUCACGAGCAACGGGGCCUCAAACACGACCAACAUACAGCACACUAACUAGCGCGCCAUG